Ixodes scapularis (black-legged tick) is the source of this 2110-nucleotide messenger RNA. RefSeq lists its product as uncharacterized. The coding region runs from base 224 to 2110 and encodes 628 amino acids. The record is from RefSeq and is a predicted model, not a curated record. NCBI's taxonomy places the organism in Eukaryota, Metazoa, Arthropoda, Arachnida, Ixodida, Ixodidae. The transcript has 2 exons.
GGAUUAAUACUAAGGCAGAUUUACUGAAGAUACAAAUAUCGUUGGACCGCCCAUUUCAAAUACGAUAAAGCGCAUCCCGGGGGCUCGGGGAUCAGACGAAAAACUACGUCUAUAUUAAGCGUAGCUGUUACCAAAGUAAAUUCUUGCGCAGCAGUUCCUGAAACUGCGUACCCUCCCUGCCUUCUCCCAGGUUGGUGCUUGCAACAGCGCGUCAUCUUGAACCAUGAAACACAAGCUAACUAGGUUGCGAUUCCUUAUCGUGCUGGUCGCCAUCUUCAGCAUUCUGGUCAUCUACCGUUUCGGCCCCUUCACCAUGAACGCCGGGCCGCCUUCUAUAGUGAUGCCCAUCGUGGUCCAUUCCACCCUCGAUAACCUUUCAUAUAGUAUCAAGACUUCCGGAUGCACGAUGCAGCAAUUCGAUCCGUUCGACUCGUCUGUGAAGAAGUACAUAAAAAAGCUGGACCCCAUCAGGUGCCCCGGAAAUCCCAACUUCAUCUCAACAAGAGACGGUAUUCCCUUCAUCGAGAAAAAGGACCUCUUGUUACACAAAGUUCCGCUUGAAGAUGUUAACUGUUCUUAUCAAGAAAUUAUUCGAGAACUCAGUAACUUCAGGCCUGAUGCGAAGCAUUUCUACGGAAAGAAAGUCCCGUUGAAGUUCGGCACAUACCUGGACAAAGAGUUCGGCCUCGUGGAGUGUUCCCGAAAAUCGAAUCUCACUAAGGUCUUCCACAAGCAGUUCCUACUCAAUCUCAUACCAAAAGCAGACGUGGAGCUGCGAUGCCAACGCGCUUCUAACGGGACGUCACACAACUUGAGCGUAUUGGUUCUUGGUUUGGAUUCGGUAUCUCGCUUGAACUUUCUCCGGCACCUACGACAGACAGGAGCUUUCGUUAGGGAUCAGCUGAAAGCAUUCGAACUUUUUGGAUACAACAAGCUUGGGGACAAUUCUUUUCCAAACCAAGUUCCUCUCAUCACUGGAAUGAAUGGGACGGAAGUCCUGAACUUGGUUUCGGACAAAUUCAGCGACAAACUCGAUUUGAUCUGGAAGAGGUACGCGGAGCGUGGCUACAGAACUAUGUUCGUAGAAGAAACUCCAGAUUUCGGCUUGUUCAAUCAUCACAUGAACGGCUUUCAUAAGGCCCCUGCCGACUACUAUUUUCGUCCGCUCCUUCAGGCAAUAGACCAUUCUUCUAUAAAGGCUAAAUUUGGAGGUCUGCCCUGCCUAGGACCACGCAUGCAAUUUGAGAUUCUGCUCGAUUACCUUGCCCAGUUCACAAUUGCAAUGAAAGGUAGGCAAUUUUUCUCUUAUACAUGGAUAAGCGAGAUAUCGCACGACGAUCUCAACUAUGCCGGCUACGCGAAUCUUCCCUUUCUCAAGCUCUUCCAAAAGCUCAACGCCUCCGGUGUGCUCAACAACACCGCGGUAAUCUUCCUCAGCGACCACGGCAUUCGGUUCGGCGACAUUCGAACGACACUCAUCGGCAAGUACGAAGAAAGACAGCCGUUCGCUUUCGUGAUAUUUCCGCCAUGGUUCUUGGCGUCCCAUCCUCACGUCGAGCGAAGCCUUCGACGGAACCAGAUGCGACUCACCACCACUUUCGACAUCCACGCGACGCUGAUGGAGCUCCUCGACUUCCCCGGACAGCCCGGUCCGCGAACCAAGUACGGCCUCAGCCUCUUCCACGAGAUACCAGAGGCACGGACUUGCGCGGACGCGUCCAUCCCAUACGAAUGGUGCACGUGCCAAACAGACGAAAGCGGCAGCGUUUCACCGGUGCUCGCAGCUUUUCUGGGUCAACACUUCGUGGCUCAGAUUAACAAGUGGCUUGGAAGAGUGGCACAAAAGUGUGACUCGCUUAAGCUGGCCGAACUAAUAGACGUCAGGACCCGUCUUCCGUCCCAAGGAGAGGUGAAUGCCAAGAUCAAACAUUACUGGGUCACUCUUAAAGUCGCACCGGGCGGCGGCAUCUUCGAGGCAACGCUACACGUAAACGAGCUGAACGGGAGCGUGUCCGUGCUGGAAGGGGUGAGCCGGUUGAACACCUACGCGAAAUCCGCCUAUUGUAUCAAAGAUCGCUUAUUAGAAAAGUUCUGCAAUUGUAAAAAAUAA